Messenger RNA from Neospora caninum, 2520 nucleotides. RefSeq lists its product as hypothetical. The record is from RefSeq and is a predicted model, not a curated record. Lineage: Eukaryota; Apicomplexa; Conoidasida; Eucoccidiorida; Sarcocystidae. The transcript has a single exon. The coding region runs from base 1 to 2520 and encodes 839 amino acids.
AUGGCGUAUAAGGACGGCACUCCAGUUGUCACUGUUCCGUCUGCGGCUGAUCCGCAGCAGCCAGCUGCUGACGUGACAAAUGAGGCAGAUUUGCCACGUCAUAUAUCCAACGAACUGGAAGAUGUGAAACGUGGCGAAGAAAGCACAAUUGUUUCACAGUUUGCAUCAGAUGGAGAUCCCAGCCAACUGACGUGCUCUGCGACGCCAUCCACGGUUAAUAAAUUGGGAACACAACAUGAUAGAUACAGUACUCAGCAUGACCCUGAAGGAGGAUUUGCCGUAACGAGUAAUGCUGGUAUCGGGGCUGAGGUGGCUGUUUCUGCUGAACCGCCACGGACGGCGGAAGAGCAGGUUGUGCCGGUGAAGGAUGCCAUAGCGGAUCAAGCUGCCCCAGGCAACUCAACUUCAACAGAGGAGCCGCGUACAUUUCCCACCGAGAGAGAAGGUGACAGUAAGCCCAUUUGCCAGGGCGGUGACAUGUCAGCUAAAGGGUCGUUAGCUGAAAUCGGGGGUGCAAAGAAUUCGUCUAUUCGGGCAAGUGAGCCUACCGGUCUCUCGAGUUCCACGGGGUCUUGUCGCACUAUCGAAGACAGCAUGAGCAAAUCGGAAGAUCCCGACGUCCAUUCUCCCGUUGUCACCAACGGUACGGAGAAGACGACUGUGCUUAGCGAGUUUCUCGGACAGUUCGAGAAGAAAAUUCAAAAAACCCAGUCUCAUGAUCAGACCAGCCACCAGGACACACCACCGAACACGGGGGAAACGCCGAGCGUGACAGGAGGACCGACGCAAUGGGAAGCAAUGAAGGCCGUCAACGGGAACGCUGCCGGUGCGGCCGCAGCGGAAAGCAGGGUAGACACCAAGGUGGCGCCUUCCGGUGGAACAGAAUACGCGACUGUGCCGUCAGAGGACAAGGGAGAGGAGACUGAUGUGAAGUUGGUUAGUGUGUUAACUGUUAGUCCUACAGAGCCUCAGGAGCAGAGCCCACUUGAAUAUGAAAACGACUUGGAUGGGGCAGAUGCGCGGGGAGCGUCGGAGAAGUUGGAGGUGGAGCCAGCUGCUGGCGCGCAACGGCCCAUUUCGGCCGUUAUUGGUAAGCUAAGACAGAUGUUUGAGAAACAUGUGCCCCCACAAGGAGGAAAGGCUCCUGCGAAGCCCGAAUCCUCGUGGACAGGUGAAACAGCAGAGAAGACGAGCGGGGAACCAAAGCCGGAGCCACUGUGGAAGCAGAAACAGAAGGCCCGGCUCGCGGCAGCAGCAGUGGUGGGAACGGCGGUCAGGACGAGAGACCAUUCAGAGAAAGAAGAGGCUUCUUGCAAUGGGAAGCCCACAGGGGAUAUCGAGGCGCAGGGUAGUACCGCGUGUGGACGAGGUGUCGGGGUACUGAAGGAACAGUUCGAGAAACCAAGGCCUCCGGCCGACAAUUUGACGAGUCCGCGGGCCGAUCACACAGCGACAGUAGGAUCUGCGAACAUUCAGAAAACAAAGGCCUUACUAGCUACAAUUGACAUCGCCAGCCGCUACGGGCGCGAAUAUCGCCCGGCGAAAGCUUCACAUGGUACCGAUGGAGACCACGGUGACGCCAGCGAAUGUCAGCAUCGAUCGCCUGCGCUGACUCCUAAAGCAGGACCGGGGCCAGGGAAUGAGGACUCCGUCUCGGCAAAGUUUCCGGAGACAGUGAUGCACGCUUCAACCGAUUCGCACACGUCUGGCCUCCUUGCGGCUCAUGACCGUCACGGGCAAGGUGGGGGGCACGCAGCUGAACACGUGGAGGUUUCUCAUCACGCGUCUUCAAAGAUUGAGGCUCUUGCCAACGCAGUAGGUGCUGCAGCUCUGAAUAUUGGAAAACCGCCGCCUCCCGACCUAUUCAAGAGAGCUGCGCCCCCGCCGGAGUUAGAGGCAGCCGAAUACGUUCCACCACCUUCGGCUUCACUGACGCCGCACCAACAAGAAGAACAUGCGAAGGGGAACCAGCAGCGCGAAGGAGCGUUGACUGCGUCGGGAGACCAUCUUGAGAUAGAACACCACGGCGGCGACAAGAUUAACCAGGUGGAAUCCACGGAUGUAACACCAGGUAGUGGUCCACUGGAAACACACCCAGUCGAGGCACGUGGAACGGAAGAGGAGGAAGCGCUGCCGCCAGUACCACGAGUUGCUCCGGAAGAACAGGCUGACUUUGGCGAUGAGAUUCAUCGAUCACCAUUAGAGGACGGGGAGGGGAGCAGCACAAUCAAACCACAUCAUAUACAAGGUGAGGAGGAUCAAGAAGAAACACUGUCUCCAGAAACGGAAGGCGAAGAGAAAGAAAAAGCGUUGCCUCCGGCAUCGAGGGCUGCGUUUGGAAGCGAUGUUCAGCCUGGUGACCACCAUGAAGCGGUCUCAGGUGAUGCAGCGGGUGACAGCUUCAAGCGAGAAGAUGGUCUUCAGAUGCUUGCUGCUGAGUCUGAGAAACGUGGCGUACAUUCACAAAUUACCGACGCCGCAACAGCACGUAAUGAAGAUAUAGUCACUGCAGAAGAGUAG